Molecule: messenger RNA, 1220 nt
Organism: Paraphaeosphaeria sporulosa
Lineage: Eukaryota; Fungi; Ascomycota; Dothideomycetes; Pleosporales; Didymosphaeriaceae
Exons: 1
Coding region: 151-786 (211 amino acids)
Source: RefSeq, a predicted model, not a curated record
UCGCGCCGAGCUGCUCAGAACGAGGGACGAGUUUGAUGAUCGAUGUACGGCUUUGAGCAUGCUGCGCCACGAGCAUCGCAAGCGUAGAUUGCAUCAGAGCCUCAUAGCCGAGGAGAGGCAGGCACAUGGCAAGUAUUCCGCGACUCUAGAAUGCUCGAUGAGACUUUGCAACUGACUACAUCAUAUGUAGGUGACCAUGUGAUGGCCUCAGAGCUGGCCGGCCAGGUGCCUAUUCCGAGGGCUGAUCUUCCUGAACAGCCUGCCCGGGAUGAGCGCAGCGAUAUCUUCAACGGCAACCCAGAGAGGCGUUUUGCUAUCUACCUGGGAGUGGUGCAAACAGGCCAUGCUCCUCCUGUUGAGAAGAGUUCUAGCUCGAGUCAGAGCGCCAGUGUAGCGCCCAAAGAGAAGAAGACUACCGAGAGCAUGAACCGAGAGUCGACCGCCAGGCUGAAGGAGCAGAAGCAGGGACGGAAACCUGACCUGCGCCAACAUGGCCUUUCAGAUGAAGCGAACGCUCGCUUCUCAUCCUCCCUCAAUCGCGACCCGAAGCCCCGCAAGUCUAUCGGUACGCAGAAGAUUGAUAGUCCUACCGUCGAAGAAAGCAAGAAGGCCACAAAACAAAGCCUUGUUCCGGCUGCUCUGCAUGACAAAGAUCCUAUCGACACGUCUCAAUAUGAGGAGGCUACCACCAAAAUUCCUCAGAAGAUUGCGAGCCGUGUAGAAUGUUCAGGUUGCUCGGAGGUGCUCGGUGAGGGAGACAUACUCCAGCUCUCCUGUGCCUCUUAAGGCGCUCAGAAGCAUGCAUACUAUCGGACUUGUCUCAAGGACAUGUUCGAAGGUGCCAUAGCAGAUUCCGGCUGUUUUCUCCCUCGCUGCUGUGAUCCGCUCGAACUGUUCCACUGCAUGCCUUUCUUUUCCGAGGACCUCAUUGCCCGGUUUCGGGAAAAGAAGGAAGAGUUGGACACGCCGCACCGUACCUAUUGCAGCAAGGCCGAGUGUGGAAAGUGGAUAAAGCCAGUGGAUAUCGAGGCCGGCGUGGCGACUUGUUCCACGUGUGCUCAAGAGACUUGCACGUCCUGCAACGCAGCGCUUCAUGAUGGGCUUUGUCGCGAGGAUGAGGAUGUGAAAGCUCUGUUGACCUUGGCGAAGCAGAGGCGCUGGAAGAGUUGCCCGGAGUGCAAGAAUAUGGUAGAGCUGAGGUCCGGUUGCUAUCACAUCAC